Molecule: messenger RNA, 966 nt
Organism: Paramecium tetraurelia
Lineage: Eukaryota; Ciliophora; Oligohymenophorea; Peniculida; Parameciidae
Exons: 2
Source: RefSeq, a predicted model, not a curated record
AUGAAUUUAUAUAAUGUCGACGAUGAAAAGUUAACUAACCUUAAUAUAACAUCUCAUGUAAUAAUGAAUAUUGAGUAUUUCUGGACUGAUGAAAGAGUCAGAAGACUUUGCUAAGCCAUCUAAAACUUGGAUGAUAUUUAAAUCAAUUUAGACUUGUUUUAGUAAAAUAUAUAAUAAUGUCAAGGCCAAGAUCUUGCACUUUAAUUACUGAUUAAUGUUUCUAAUAUUUCGGCAAUUUAGCACCUACAAACUUAUUGGAACUCUCCUUAAGUAAUUGGGGAAAUCAAAAUUAUAACAUCUCUGACGUUGCUUUCAUUCAUUUGGGAAAGGCCUUUACAAAUCUAAAGAUCCUCAGGUUAAAUCUUCAAUAGUGGGGACACAAGGGUUGCAAGAUAUCAAACAUUGGGGUAGUCUAAUUAUUUAAGAGCCUUCCACAAUAAAUUUAGGAAUUGGAGCUAAAUCUUAACAAGUAUGAUUGACAAGAUUUCAAGAUUAGGAUAUAGAAAUCAAAACAUUACAGGACAUUCAUUUGUGGCUAUGGGUGAUUUCAUAGAAAAGUUGGAGAAUUUAAAAAAUUUAACUUUGAAUUUGGCAGAUUGGGGAAAUGAUUAUAAUAAAUCAUUAGAAUUAUUUUAUAAUGAAGAUCUCUAGUACUUGAUUGAAAAGAUAUUCACUUUGGAAUUAGAAAAACUUCACUUGGACUUAACCGGUCUUGGAAUGAAUGGUAGUAAAAUUACUGAGGAAAGUGCAUUCUUCCUCCUACAACAUUUAUAAUUAGCAGAGAUAUAUGACUUAAAUAUAGUAUUACAAGGUUGGAUAUGCGAUGUGGGUGUGAAAAAUUAGAUUUUGAAGAUGGCAAAGGAGAAAUAAUAGUUGAAAAAAUAAAUGUACUAAUUACUAGCAUUCAAAUCUUUGGAGGUUUCAACUUAGGAUAGAAUGCUUGAGGAUAUAUUUGCAAAAUUAUGA